GUAGGAAGAACCCAUUUCCCUAUAAUAACGGUAGGUCCACGAUUUUCAUUGAUGACUAAGACCUUUCACUGUUGAUUGGAGCCAAAAUAUUGACAUCUUGUGCCUUUGUCAGUAACUGGAGACCGAAAGCCGUGCGUCGCCAGAGAUUUCCAACAUGGGGGUUUCGUGUGCGUGUGUAACGCCACCUACUGCGACAACAUGGAGCCCAACACAAAACUACCCAAGGGCCAGGCCGCCAUGUACAUGACCACUCCAGGAGGAAAGAGAUUCGACAAGAUUGUUCUCAACAUGACUGCCAAGUCUAACGACACAGAUCCGAACGACAACGUUUGGACCGUCAAGAAGAACGUUACGUACCAGAAGAUCCGGGGAUUCGGCGGUGCCUUCACUGAUGCCGCGACUAUGAACAUCAUGAGUCUGUCUGAGGGAGCACGGAAGAACCUCAUCUCCGCUUACUUCAGCCCGACUGAAGGUAUCGAGUACACCCUGGGCAGGGUGCCGAUGGGAAGCUGUGAUUUCUCCACCAGGCCGUACACGUAUGAUGACACACCAGAGGAUUUGGAACUCACCAAGUUUGCUCUGGCUGAAGAGGAUAUGAAGUACAAGAUUCCCGUCAUCAAAAGCGCCAUGCAGAUGAGUGAACGGAAGAUCAACCUGUUCGGGAGCCCAUGGACAGCUCCUGCCUGGAUGAAGACCAGCAACAACGAAACAGGAAAAGGGACUCUGAAGGGGAAGGCUGGAAACCCGUACCACAAGGCCUGGGCUAACUACUUUGUCAAGUUUCUUGACGAGUACAAGAAGCAGGGUGUGGAUUUUUGGGGUCUGACGACACAGAACGAACCGACGGAUGGAGAAAUCUCUCACUUUCCGUUCCAGGCCAUGGGGUGGACAGCAGAGUCGCAGCGAGACUGGAUCGCCAGUGACCUUGGCCCUGCCCUUGACCAGGCUGGAUACAGUAACAUCAGCCUCAUGAUCCUGGAUGACAAUCGACUCUGGUUACCAGGCUGGGCUACGACGGUGCUGAACAAUGGCACGGCAGCAAUGUAUGUGGACGGUAUAGCUGUCCACUGGUACAUGGACCAGCUGGUUCCUGCGAACGUGCUGUCCUUCACUCAUGACGACCUGCCGGACUACUUCGUGCUGUCCACCGAGGCGUGUCAGGGCUUCUGGCCGUGGGACGACAAGGUUCUCCUGGGCAACUGGAACCGGGCGGUGGAGUACAGCACAGACAUUCGUGAGAACUUGAAACACUGGGUGGUCGGCUGGACAGACUGGAACCUGGCCUUGAACAUGAGCGGGGGACCCAACUGGGAUCACAACGGGGCGGACGCCGCCAUCAUUGUAGACAGCAAGAAGGACGAGUUCUACAAACAACCGAUGUACUACAUCAUGGGGCACUUCAGUAAGUUCAUCCCAGAAGGCUCUGUUCGUGUGGAGAUACAAGGCCCACCAUACAAGGAGGAGGACCAAUGGAUGAUGGCUUUCAGCUUACCGGAUGGGUCCAUGGUAGUCGUUAUGUAUGGUUUUUUUGUUGAAGCUCACAUCCACGACCCGGACGCUGGGUUCAUCAACUUCCAACAGCUUGACGGAGGCAUCACCACGGUACAAUGGUGGCCGUGACAUUUCAACACGGCAAUUUAUCAGCUUGACAAGGAAGCUUAUUGGAGCUAGCACACCGGAGUAGUGGUCUAUGAUCAUAUUGGUGGUCAAAUGAAAUACUAGAUAGGUAUAUGUAGGUAUAAUGGAAUCUGAAUACCAUGUACAGUAAUAUAUGGUGUUUAUUCGAUGUAUCAAAAGAACACAUUGGCAGAAAAUUCAAUACACAGCUGAAGUAAUAUUCAAAGCUCAGGUGUCUUUACCACUGUUUAUAGGAAUCCAAUGCAAUUUCUGGGCUUCAAAACAGAAAAAAAUGUAUUCUGGAUGAGGAAAUCUGUCUGAUAUUGAUAUUUACU
Molecule: messenger RNA, 1952 nt
Organism: Branchiostoma belcheri (Belcher's lancelet)
Lineage: Eukaryota; Metazoa; Chordata; Leptocardii; Amphioxiformes; Branchiostomatidae
Product: glucosylceramidase-like
Exons: 10
Coding region: 199-1620 (473 amino acids)
Biological process (GO): glucosylceramide catabolic process
Molecular function (GO): glucosylceramidase activity
Source: RefSeq, a predicted model, not a curated record